ACGGAAGUGCGGGCGGAGGAUCCGAGCCGGAUCCCGAGCUGGGAGCAGCUCUCUGGGCUCGCGGGCCCGGCUGGACUCCCGCGAUGGCGUCCCUGUGCGGAGGCCUCCCCCGGCUGGGCUCCGUGCUCAGCUUGUCCUGCCUGGCGCUCUCCGCGCUGGUGCAGCUGACGGAUGCCGCCAAGAAUUUUGAGGAUGUCCGGUGUAAAUGUAUCUGUCCUCCUUAUAAGGAGAAUCCUGGGCAUAUUUAUAAUAAGAACAUAUCUCAAAAAGAUUGCGAUUGUCUUCAUGUUGUGGAUCCCAUGCCAGUGCUUGGACCUGACGUAGAAGCAUACUGUCUCCGCUGUGAAUGCAAAUAUGAGGAAAGGAGCUCUGUCACAAUCAAGGUUACCAUUAUAAUUUACCUCUCUAUUUUGGGUCUCCUGCUUCUGUACAUGGUGUAUCUUACCUUGGUUGAGCCCAUACUGAAGAGGCGCCUCUUUGGACACUCACAGUUGAUACAGAGUGAUGACGAUGUAGGGGAUCACCAGCCCUUCGCAAACGCCCAUGAUGUCCUGGCCCGCUCCCGCAGUCGACCCAAUGUUCUGAACAAGGUAGAAUAUGCCCAGCAGCGCUGGAAGCUUCAAGUUCAAGAGCAGCGAAAAUCUGUCUUUGACCGACAUGUUGUCCUCAGCUAAUGGGAAUCCAAUUUAAGAUGACUAGAAAGAAACGAGGCAGACGACUGGAAAGAACUGACUGAGUUUUCUGGGCUUUGUUUUAGUACCCUGUUGAUUUUACCAACUCUUACUGGAAGACUCAAAAUUGGAAGCAAAAAACAUGCUUAGUAUUUUUUCUUGUUAAUGUAUUGGUAGAGACAUUUUUAAAAGCACACAGGUCAGCCGGUAAGCCUUCUCCUACUUGUGACUUUUACUAAUAAAAUUAAACCUGCCUGUAAAUUAUCUUGAAGUACUUUACCUGGAACAAGCACUCCCUUUUUCACCACACAGUUUUAACCUGAUUUUCAAGAUAAUUUUCAGGUGGUUUGUUUGUAGGAGAAGGGAAGGAUACAGGGGAAGAGCUUGACACAACUUUUCUCAUGUCACUUUACUAAACCAACUUUUGUAAAUAGACCUUACCUGCUAUUUUCCAAUUUCAUUAGUAUUUUCCAUGUAGUCAGCCUCAUCAAAGUGCUGACUUUACCAGAUGACUUCUGCACUGACUGUAUUAUCUAGACAUCUGGUUGGCCUGUGGCUGGAUUUCAUGAUAAACUGGAUCGGAAAUGCCUGGUGGCUCUUCACCAAAUGCAGACUCACUUCCUGUACUGUGAUGUCCGAUACAGUGCACCCUAGAACAGACUGGCUAUUUGCUGGUUCACUGUAAGGACUAGACAUAGUCUUGGGGACUGUGGGCUCCCUCAUCUUCUAGUAUCUUUAAGGACAAAUCCUAAGGACUUGGACACUUGCAAUAAGGAAAUUUUCUUUUAAACCCAAGCCUCCCUGGAUUAAUGACAUACAUGUGUUGGUCAGCAUUUCCAGUCAUGCUGAGGCAGCUGUUUGAGCUUGAAUGUGUGCAGCUUUGAACUAGUACUGGGGUUCUGGAUGCCGCUAUCUGAAAAGUAUAACAGUUAUUGGGUAACUGGCACUUUUCUUCUAUGUCCUCUUUGGAAUGUAAUAAUAAAAAUAAUUUUUGAAACACC
Molecule: messenger RNA, 1672 nt
Organism: Chinchilla lanigera (long-tailed chinchilla)
Lineage: Eukaryota; Metazoa; Chordata; Mammalia; Rodentia; Chinchillidae
Gene: Tmem9b
Product: TMEM9 domain family, member B
Exons: 5
Coding region: 84-674 (196 amino acids)
Biological process (GO): positive regulation of canonical NF-kappaB signal transduction
Cellular component (GO): lysosomal membrane
Source: RefSeq, a predicted model, not a curated record